Messenger RNA from Dermacentor andersoni, 2951 nucleotides. RefSeq names its product sodium-dependent glucose transporter 1A-like. Lineage: Eukaryota; Metazoa; Arthropoda; Arachnida; Ixodida; Ixodidae. Gene Ontology annotation, molecular function: D-glucose transmembrane transporter activity. The record is from RefSeq and is a predicted model, not a curated record. Gene Ontology annotation, biological process: transmembrane transport.
UCCUAAAGGACUCUAAAAACGCUCACUUGUACCGGAACAUUUAUGUCGUAAGCAGCACGACAUUUAGCGGCCCCCAUAAUUGGGGGCAAUUGUGACGGGGGAUAACUUGGAGAUAACCGCUAUGCCACGCCAGGGCCUUGCCGCUUUCAUGCGACUGAACGAGCGGUCGUCCCGCGGUCAGCCGGACAGAAGGAGUUUACCGCCGGCCCUGGAACGUGACUCCUCUGGCCGCGACACGAAUAGUGGCACAGCGACAAGGAUGCUGUCUCCGCGCGCCGAGCUGUGGCUCAAACUGGGCCGAACCUGCAACCUCAGCCUGGGCUGCAUGGGAAUGGGUCUCAUCUUGGCGCUGACCGGUGUGGCGCUGCUGGACCUGGUCGAGAUCUACGACUCCAACAUUUCAAGCGUGUCGCAACUCAUCACCACACGCUGCGUCGGCGCUCUGCUCGGCUCCCUACUAGGUGCGUCUCGCGGAGAAGGAGUAUACCUCUUUGUUGAGGUAACCGACAUUAAACCAAAUGGGUUCGUAAUAUCCGACCGUAAAGAAGGCGGAGUGGGCAGACAUUCACGCGUAACAAAGUUUAAGAACCGCUUCGUAAUUGUGGACCGUUCCUUGGAGGGAAGUGCCACGACCGCGGUUGCAUACACACAGCGGUGUUUCGGUCGGUGCUUUAUUUCAGGAGGCAAGCUGUACGACAUGUACAACGUGCAGAUCAUGUCUAUACUGAUGAUGGCGAUUGCCUGCGUGACGGUGCUCAUGAUUCCGCUUAGUGGAAGCCUGCCGCUUGCUCACGCCAUGGUCUUCUUCGGCGGGAUCAGCGUGGGUGCCUUCGACACCGGAGCGAACGUGUGGAUCAUCAACCUGUGGCCGGGGAACAGCAGCCCGGCGCUGCAGGUCUACCAUUUGGCCUUUGGCGUCGGCUGCCUGCUGACACCGCUCAUCGCCGAGCCCUUCCUGUCCACCGGCCAUGGCGGCUCGUCGCUGAACCAGACGGCCACCAACCUGAGCGAGCACUUGAGCCCGAACGACACUGGCUACAGCCCGGUGGAGCCCCCGACCGGAAUCGACGAGAGCCGGGUCUACUACGCGUUCGGCAUAGUCAGCGCCUUCCACCUUGUCCUGGUCGUUGCCAUGGUGGCGCUGUACUUGUUCGACAACGCCGACGCCAAGCCUCCCCGUGGGGAUGGCACCCCCGGGUGCAAGAAGGAGUCUCCCGAGGAGGUGCGCUUUACCCGCAUCGUGCUGGCCCUGCUGAGCGCCUACGUGUGCGUCUACGUGGCGCUCGAGUGCACGUCGUCCCAGAUGCUCACCGCGUUCGCCGUGAAGAGCGAUCUGCACUUCCCCAAAUCGGCGGCCGCUCGCGUAGCGGCCGUCUACUUCUUCUGCUUCGCGGCGAGCCGCCUGGCGGCCGCACUGGUCACUAUCAAGAUGUCGCCUCUUCAGAUGCUCGCCCUCUCCAACGUCAUAAUCUUCGUCGCGGCCGCCGUGCUCGUGGUAUGGGGCUCCAGCAGCAGCGCCGUGCUUUGGGCGUGCAGCGCGCUCACGGGCAUCGGCCAAGGUCCCGUGUACGCGGCCGCGGUCGCAUGGAUCGUUGCCUAUAUUAACAUCAGCAACAUGAUGAUGUCCAUCGUACUAAUCGCGGCGGGCAUCGGCGCACUAUCGCCGCCUCUUCUAGUGGGUCAGUUCUUAGACCACAGUCCAAACUUGUUCCUCUACGUAUGUUUCGCGGCGGUCUUGCUGUGCGUAGUGUUUUUUGUCGCCAUGUACUUUUACGUUCGAAAAAGGCCGCUGCUAAGCGCUGACAAAGACGUAUGCGUUAUUGGAACUUGCGAAAAACCUCUCGAACGAAACGCUUUCGCUCUAGCGGCGUCUCCACCCCUUGCAGCUAGAUGCACGGCUCGGCAGGACACGAUAGUUCAAUCGUGUCCUGUAGUUCAAUAAACAUAACUGACCAGUAGUUCAAUAAACAUAACCGGCAGCAUUGGAACUUCAACACACCUUUUGUUUUUGCCUGGACACACAAUACAAGACAGAUUUUCAUCUCGCGGAAGGCGUGUUCUUAGGUACGUGCACACUACAGCACCUGUUGCACGCAGGUAAGCGACAUGUGACCUUCACAGGUUGCCUUAUCUAUUCUUCCCCUUUCCCCCUGCAGAAGUGUAGGGUAGCCACAGAGACAUGACUGCAAAUACCCUCCUGCGCACUUUUACGGAAACGUUAGCGUCCCAUAUAGAUCUAAAUGGAGUGAUAACAUAGAAAAGAAAUUAUGGGGUUUAUAAGUGCCAAAACCACUUUCUGAUUAUGAGGCACGCCGUAGGGGGGGGACUCCGGAAACUUGGGCCAUCUGGGGCUCUUUAACGCGCAUCUAAAUUUAAGUACACGGAUGUUUUCUCAUUUCGUCCCCAUAGAAAUGCGGCCGUCGUGGCCGGGAUUCGAUCCCGCGACCUCGUUCUUGGAAGCCCAACGCCAUAGCCACUAAGCAACCACGGCGGGUGAUAAUAAAAAGAAAGACUCGCCUUUGCUAUGUUCUUUUGUCUUGCGACGCGACAUUUCCCAGUUGUGUACGACGUUUGGCGUGACUUAAAACUGUGCUUCAGGGGCCGUUAGAACAUUAACGGCAUGCUUUGUGCUUUAUUGUGCGCGUUGUAAACAUUGCUCGCCCACUACUUAAACGUAGACGAGGCCACUGGGUGAAGUACGGAUUAACGCUUUCGAAGGUUUGUUUCGGUGUCAGAAUGAAUCGUCGUCAUCACCCACGGCGUUUAGAAACUGCAGAUGCCGGUAUACGAUUAGUUGUGCCGUAAAUUCGUUUAAACUUAGACUUCUAGUACUGUUAACCAUCAAACUCCGCGCCAUUUCUCAGCGGUUACUUGACGAGGCAACCAAAGUGUCCCAAACGUUGAACAAGGUAAGCCUGCUAUAGCGCCAUCUGUCUGCGUGCGUAAAAUCC